CUCCCCAAGAGAAGGGUCGCUUUGAAAGAAAAUGGUGGACAGGGACCCAGGUACACCUACCUGGAAAUUCACACAAUGCUUUGGCGAUAAAGGCGAUGUAGAAGACAUUACAGAAGCCGAUAUUAUUUCUACUGUCGAGUUCGACCAUACCGGUAAUUACCUCGCCACAGGAGACAAGGGCGGAAGAGUGGUGCUCUUUGAAAGGAACGAAACAAAGAAAACAUGCGAAUACAAAUUCCAUACCGAAUUCCAGUCACAUGAGCCAGAAUUCGACUACCUAAAAUCCCUAGAGAUCGAAGAGAAAAUCAACAAAAUAAAAUGGUGCCGGCGCCAAAAUGCGUCACAUUUCCUACUUUCGACUAAUGACAAAACAAUCAAGCUGUGGAAGGUGUUUGAUAAAUCUCUCAAAGUCGUUGCGGAGAACAAUCUCUCUACAGAGCUUACCCCUGGCGGCGUUGGUGGUGGAGGGGCACCCAGAGCGCCUCGAGUGUCUUUUAAAGAUUCCUCAGCACUGAAGCUUCCACGAAUGACACAUCACGACACUGUCGUCGCAGCUGUACCUAGACGAACAUACGCUAACGCCCAUGCAUACCACAUUAACAGCAUCUCUGUCAACAGUGACGGGGAGACGUUCAUUAGCAGUGACGAUCUGCGAGUCAACCUCUGGAACUUGAAUAUUCAAGACCAGAGCUUCAACAUUGUCGACAUCAAACCAGCAAACAUGGAAGAGCUUACAGAAGUCAUCACCGCCGCAGAGUUUCAUCCUACAAGCUGUAACUGGUUCAUGUACGCGAGCUCAAAGGGGACCAUCAAGCUUGCCGACAUGCGACAACGGGCUCUUUGUGAUACCCACCACAAGCUGUUUGAGCAAGAAGAAGACGCCUCUUCCCGUUCUUUCUUCUCCGAAAUCAUUUCCUCGAUAUCUGACGUAAGAUUCUCUCACGAUGGCCGGUACAUUGUAUCACGAGAUUACCUCACCGUCAAGAUUUGGGACGUCAACAUGGAGCGACAACCCGUGAAGACAAUCCCCAUUCAUGAACAUCUCCGACCUCGUCUAUGCGAUACGUACGAGAACGACAGCAUCUUUGAUAAAUUCGAGGUGGUCUUUUCGGGCGAUGCAGAGAACGUUAUGACAGGCAGUUACAACAAUAAUUUCAUGAUUUAUCCUACCGAUCCCGCGAAGGAAACCGAGAUUGUUUUGCAGGCUGACAAGUCUGCGUUCAAGGCGAAGAAGGUCGGCGUACCAACGCCGAUGAAUAAGGGUGCCAAUGGGAAGAAGAGUAACUCAAGGACCAGCAGCCCUGCUGGUCCUGGCAGCCGCAUGAAGAAGGAGACAGAUGCAGAUCAAAUUGAUUUCAACAAGAAGAUCCUGCACAUGAGCUGGCAUCCGUUUGAGGAUAGCAUUGCCAUUGCUGCCACAAACAACUUAUUUGUCUUCUCUGCUCUCUAGAGAUAGCUGAAGUACUCACAAUCGCAGUGCUAUGGCGCACAACGUGCCGGCGUAAUCGUGGACGACACGGGCACGGGAGAGGCACCUUUACCAUCUCCAGGUUACCAGUCUCGAUUCCGAACACUAUCUUUGUUAUCCGCGUUACGUUAUUGGAGUCAGGUUGCGUGCCUCUUCCCCGUCUUUCAAAAACUCGAUCGCUACCGACUACUAUGAGAUAUCACUUUCUACUAUUGCUCCCGGAUAAGUUUGGUGAUUUUGAUGGUUUCUUGACGGAGGAGGGUGGAGGGCGUUUAUACUGGGGUUCACAUAGAGCGAGAAGCAGGCAGCUGCCCCAGAAUGUUCCAUUUCCUUCUCUCUUAGUUAAAGCCUGUAUUCAAUUUCGGUGCGUCUACUGCGGCAGUACGUUAGUGCACCGCAAGACAAGUUUCUCUCCCACGACUUUGUCGCAGUGGACGAGAUAGAGACGGAUCCGAUAGCCCAAGGGCUAGGACUGACUUGGUAUUGGUGUCCGCUUAGCGUUGCUCAAGUAGAUAAUAA
Molecule: messenger RNA, 1987 nt
Organism: Aspergillus nidulans FGSC A4
Lineage: Eukaryota; Fungi; Ascomycota; Eurotiomycetes; Eurotiales; Aspergillaceae
Product: protein phosphatase 2A regulatory subunit CDC55
Exons: 6
Coding region: 32-1450 (472 amino acids)
Biological process (GO): cellular hyperosmotic salinity response; positive regulation of autophagosome assembly; regulation of mitotic cell cycle spindle assembly checkpoint
Cellular component (GO): protein phosphatase type 2A complex; cellular bud tip; mating projection tip
Molecular function (GO): protein phosphatase regulator activity
Source: RefSeq, a predicted model, not a curated record